This is a messenger RNA of Ambispora gerdemannii, 2070 nucleotides long. The record is from the annotation of a GenBank genome assembly. NCBI's taxonomy places the organism in Eukaryota, Fungi, Glomeromycota, Glomeromycetes, Archaeosporales, Ambisporaceae.
AUGGACCACCUCCAUCAGUUUCUGCACACUCAUCACCUACACAACACUCGACCUACAGUGAUAAUAACAACAACAGGUGCUGGUGAUGGUGCUAGUAGGGACUAUAAUAGUAAUAAGAGGAGUUAUAAUGCCCACAAUGAUAACUAUAGCAGAAGUCAUGCAAGGCGUAAUAAGGAGACAGAGGAGACCAUUGGAGUCAUGGUCAACGUCAUUAUUACAAUCGCGAUAGACAGCAUCAACCCACAACAAUAUCAUCAACAACAAAUUCAUCAUGGUCAUCAUCAACAUGGUGGUCUACAUUCAACGCAACAACUACCGCCACAACAACCAUCCAUACAUCCGCAUUAUAGUCAACAUCAUCAUCCUCAUCACCAGCAGCAACAGUUAUAUCAACAACAACAACAACAAUAUCAACAACAUCCAGGUGGUGAGCACACAUGGACAAGUGAUCUGAUUAGUAAUAAUGUAUCACAACACCAUCAACCUCCACCACCUGGAACAACAAAUUUAUUAUCACAAAGUCAUAAUUAUUUAGUUCACGGACAAUUACCACAUUUACAACAACAUAAUAUCCAAAAUCCGAAUGGACCUCCUGGUGCACCGCCUAAUCUACAAAAUCAAUUAUUCUCAGAACAGCCACCGCUUCCUCCUCACCUUCAACAUCCAGCUCCCUUUCAGGGUCAAUUACCUCCUCGGAUAGCACCUUCGUGGGAUCAACGUUCUAAUACAUAUCGAUCACAAAUACUUAAUAAUACAAAUAUCGGCAAUAGUAACUUUUCAUAUCCGCCAGAAUCAUAUCAGUCAUAUCCGCCUCAAUUACCAUUCAUGACUGGUAUUCAGUCUACUAAUACUCAUUACACGUACGAAAACAAGCAACAAUCUGCUCAAUUUGCCCAGUAUCCACCUCAGUCUCAAUUCACGCAUCUUAAUCAAUCAUAUCUUCAAGAUCAACUUCCGCCAGCAUCCAGUUAUCCUCAUAUGCCUUCUCAAAUAACUGUGGAUGCUCCAGCAUACAUGCCAGAGAAAUUAGCGGAAAAUACAAUAGAAACAAAACUUGAUACGUCUCCUAUUCAAGCAACUCCUUUGAUGAAUAGACCGACCGAACUGUAUGAAAAAUUGGGACAGGUAGGUGAAGGAACUUUUGGUAAAGUGUAUAAAGCACGAAAUCGAGAAACUGGCAGUAUUGUAGCGUUGAAGAAAAUCAGAAUGGAGGCGGAAAAGGAAGGGUUCCCUUUGACAGCGUUAAGAGAGAUAAAGCUACUUCAAUCGCUCAGAAAUGACCAUAUUGUGACGCUGUUAGAGAUAAUGGUAACAAGCGGAGUCGUAUAUAUGGUAUUCGAGUACAUGGACCACGACCUCACGGGAGUGCUAGCGAAUCCUCAAAUAAAGUUCGAAGUACAACACAUAAAAUGCCUAAUGAAACAAUUGCUGGAAGGUUUAGUCGUGCUGCACGAACGAGGGAUCUUACACAGGGACAUUAAAGGAUCAAAUCUCCUGCUGAACAACCGUGGUCAAUUAAAAUUGGGCGACUUCGGGCUGGCGCGUAAAUACGACAACAGACGCCAGCAAGACUAUACGAAUAGGGUGGUAACCUUGUGGUACCGCCCACCUGAGUUAUGCUUGGGGGCGACGGAGUAUGGGCCGGAAGUGGAUAUGUGGAGUGCAGGGUGUAUUCUCAUGGAGUUGUUUACACGCAAGCCACUCUUCCAAGGGGUGGAUGAGCUCACUCAGCUGGAAAAUAUUUUCCAACUGCUGGGUUCGCCAUCUCCUGAAGAGUGGCCACAUGUGGUGGAGUUGCCGUGGUACGACUUGAUGACACCUGCGACGCGGUGGGCGCCGAAACUGCAAGAAAAAUUUGAGGGGGUCCUAACUGCCGCAGCUAUGGAGCUGGCGGAAGCUCUGUUAUCCUUGAAUCCCGAAAACCGUCCCACGGCUCGGAAAGCUUUGAAUUUCAGCUUCUUCACAGAAGAAAUGCCUACGGCAUGCUCCCUGGAAGAGUUGCCAGAAAUUCAAGGCGACUGGCACGAAUACGAGUCUAAGCAACGUAAACGAGGUGCCGGGAACUGGGCG